UAUGAUUUUUAAUGAUUAAUUUGAAUAAAAAAAAUUUCAAAUCUUUAUGUGCGAACAUUUACUAAUAAAAACAAGUUUAAACCCCAAUAAAAAAAUAAUUGUGAAUUUCUUAACCUAAAUUAAAAAAAAUUUGCAAGCCUUGGGAGGAAAAUUACCAAGUUAAAUUACAAUCAAAUUUAGGUAUACUUAUAUCGAAUUAAAAUUAAUUUAUGCAUAAAUUUAAAACGUAUCAGGUUCCAGAAUCCAGAUAAACCAGGAUCUGAAAGUAGCUCUUUUACCACUACACCUUGGCUCAGUUGACGACAGGCGAAGUUUAAGCAGUGAAGAUAAUGUGUUUUACGUAUUGUGCACGUUGAAUCUCAAUGCUAUUCCAUUUUCUGGACUAAAAUAUGGUGGAACCUAAAUGCCCACAUCUCAAAAACACCAUCUUUCGCUUAAUCGAAGAGUUCAAGAGUCUGAAAGAGCUCAAACAAAUUCAUGCCCACAUCAUAACUUCUCCAAAGCUGCCCAAACCCCAUCAAGAAUAUCUCAUUACUCGCCUCCUCUUCGCUUCCGCCCUCUCAGACUCCGGCUCUCUUUGCUACGCCACCAGUGUUUUCAAAUUCAUAAAGAACCCAACACUUUCUGUAUAUAACAUCAUGAUUAGAGCCUACGCUUCCAAAAUCAGCGGCGCAGAUAAUACACACAAUUUAAAAUCCUUUAUUCUCUUCAAACAAAUGCUUUUUGAUGGCAUUUCACCGGAUUGCAUUACGUUUCCUUUUGUUAUAAAGGAAUGCGCCAUUAGGCUUGAUAGUCGUGUAGGGUGUAGCAUUCAUGGAGAAGCCAUUAAAUUUGGAUUGUUUUCUGACGUUUACAUUCAAAAUUCUUUGGUAAAUUUUUAUUCGGAAUGUGGGUUUUUGAACAGUGCCAGGAAGUUGUUUGAUGAAAUGCUGAAAAGAGAUAUUGUUUCUUGGAAUUCGAUGAUUAUUGGGUACUUGAGAGGUGGGAAUCUUGACAUGGCAUUAGAAUUGUUUAGAAGCAUGGAGACGAGGAAUAUUAUCACUUGGAAUUCGAUGAUAACGGGUUUUGUUCAGGGUGGGAGGGGAAAAGAGGCAUUGCAAUUGUUCCAUGAAAUGCAGAAUUCAAGUAGUGAUAAGGCUAAGCCGGAUAAAAUUACAAUAGCUAGUGUACUUUCAGCUUGUGCUUACCUUGGUGCAAUUGAUCACGGGAAAUGGAUACACGGUUACUUAAGGAGAAGCGAUAUUGAAUGUGAUGUGGUGAUUGGAACAGCAUUGGUUGAUAUGUACGGUAAAUGUGGUAGUGUUGAGAGGGCAUAUGAGGUUUUUAAAGAGAUGCCUAAAAGGGAUACCUUGGCAUGGACUGCUAUAAUUUCUACAUUUGCAUUGCAUGGCUAUAGUAAAGAGGCUUUUGACACGUUCAAAGAGAUGGAAGCCGUGCUAGUGAAGCCUAAUCACGUCACAUUUCUUGGGUUAUUGUCAGCUUGCGCUCAUUCUGGCAUGGUAGAGAAAGCUCGCUGGUGUUUUGAUAUGAUGAAGCGUGUUUAUUCAGUAGAACCACAACUUCAUCACUAUGCUUCCAUGGUUGAUGUUCUCAGUCGAGCCGGGUUAUUUGAAGAGGUAGGAGAGCUUGUUAGAAGUAUGCCAAUGGAGCCAGAUGUGUUUGUUUGGGGAGCAUUACUUGGAGGUUGUAAGAUUCAUGGGAACUUAGUAUUAGGAGAAAGGGUAGCACAGUAUUUGAUUGGUCUGGAACCGAGGAAUCAUGCAUUUUAUAUUAACUUGUGUGAAAUAUAUGCCAAAGCUGGGAGAUUUGAUGAUGCGAAGAGGAUUAGAGCCUUAAUGAAAGAAAGAGGUAUCAGAAAAGAAGUUGCAGGCUGUAGUUUAAUUGAAGUUGAUGGGCUCGUUCUUGAAUUCUCAGUUGAAGGAUGGCCUGUGCCAGUAACUGAUGAGAUAGUGCUCAUCUUAAAUUUAUUUAAUAAUGAGAUAAAAGGGGAAGGAACCAUGCAUUACUGUAAUGGGAUAUUGUUAGAUUCACAAAAAUGAUGACCAUUUGUGGAUUAUUAUUUGGUAAUUCUCUACUUUUUCUUGCUGGAACUAAGUUUUGCUAGCGGCUAUUCCAUUCAAGGGCACAAAUCUAUGCUGAUCUGAUUCUUGAUUUUUCUUGGACCAUCCGUGUUUGACUCAUAUUCUGACAUAAGAAUGGUUCCUUCAAAUACAUGAAAAACUUUUAAAACAUUGAAGAUGGUUGUAUUAGAAACAUAUCUAUAUCCGAUACUCACGCCCGACCUUGAGUAACAUAGGCAAAAAGGCAAUCAUUAUCAUUACAAAACCAGAGAAUUACAUGGCAGAGGUCUCAAGGCACAAUUUCAGACCCAUGGAUGUGAUGGAUUACCAAAGUUCAACAUUCCAUCAGAGGAAGAUUCAAUCCGUUCAUGGUAGAGAUCAAACUGGUGAGUAAUGACUGGAAUUUUGAGUUGGACCGAACUAUUGGCAAUUUUAAGAGCAAAGCUUUGGCAUAAAUUGUCCUUGAAUGUGGGCGGUUGGGCCGCGGUCUGAUUGCAAGUGAUAUCAUCCUGCACCCAUCAUCUUUCAUGUUCUAGAGGUUAUGAGUUUAAAUCUUUCCAUACACAAAACUCUUCAAUAGUUAUGAUUUUACUCGUUCAGGCAUCGUGGGAUGAAGUUUGAAGAUAAAGCUUUGAAAGUGUGUCAUUCUUUUCUUUUAGUAUAUUUACAAUUAGUUCAUGCAUUUUUAAUAAGAGCAAAUUACUGUCAACUCACAUACCACAGAUAGAAAUAAGAUCACUUAUGAUUCAAACCCAUGAAA
Messenger RNA from Gossypium arboreum, 2820 nucleotides. RefSeq names its product pentatricopeptide repeat-containing protein At5g66520-like. Bases 390 to 2039 code for a protein of 549 amino acids. Gene Ontology annotation, biological process: RNA modification. The record is from RefSeq and is a predicted model, not a curated record. NCBI's taxonomy places the organism in Eukaryota, Viridiplantae, Streptophyta, Magnoliopsida, Malvales, Malvaceae. The transcript is spliced from 3 exons. Gene Ontology annotation, molecular function: RNA binding; protein binding.